UAUUAUUGUUCUUUACUCGUGUCGUAUAUUCGUGUGCGGUUUGUCCUUACAUUAAUUUUACGAUUUGUUCUGUAAGUCAAGAAGUUCAGUAGAUUUUUUGUUCACUAUUAUUUUUAAACUAAAAUUAUGUCGAAAGAAGAGCUUCCUUUUAAGCCAACGUUUAUAGUGAAUACUCGAAGACAAAUCGUACGCAACUUUACCUUGCAUCCAUUGCCAAACUUACAGGUAUUACCUAGUGGAUGGCAUAAAAAAAUGUUUCUAAAAGCAACUAAUAAACUGAAAAAAAUACACGUGAUUUGGAAGAAUAAAAGAAUUCAAAUUUCUCAGGAUCUAAAACGUAAAAAACAGUUAGAACUUCAAAUACUUGCUGAAUAUCUUUUCAAAGACAAAAAAUGUAAUUACGAAUGUUAUUUACGUGGCUUGUUUUCAAACGAACGGUUGGAUUCUAUAGAGAAAUAUAUGAAAAUGUCAUUUAUGCGCACUUUAAACGAAAAAUACAUCUACGGCGUCAAAGUGAUAAAAUUUGAUAGGAAAGGAUACAAACAAAGAACUAGACUUUUGAUACUAACAAAUAAAUCAUUGUGUUUAAACAAAAUACUCAAAAACAAAUUAAAACCCAAAGAAAAGAUACCGUUGAAUUUUAUAAAAAAAUUGGAAGUCACUUCGGGGAUGGAUAACUUUUUACUCAUCAAAAUAUCGUCUCAAUAUCCACACAACAAAGGAGAUAUCAUUCUUGAAGUCCCAUAUUUAAUAGAAUUUGUUACUAAAUUCAUUAAUAUCUCGAAAAAUUGUAAGCUGUUGAAUAUUAACGGUUUUGGCAUUAAUCAAAAGUUAUUUCAUGACAUAAAAGGUUCCAAAAGUGGCGUGAUCGAAUUGAAAAAGAGCAAUUCUUUGCCCAGUGUCACCAAGGGCAAAAAUAAAAAUUUGAUUGUUUGUGGAUGAAGUGGAAAACAAUAUAAUACAUAUCAAUACUCUA
Messenger RNA from Sipha flava (yellow sugarcane aphid), 976 nucleotides. RefSeq names its product myosin-IB-like. Gene Ontology annotation, cellular component: myosin complex. NCBI's taxonomy places the organism in Eukaryota, Metazoa, Arthropoda, Insecta, Hemiptera, Aphididae. The record is from RefSeq and is a predicted model, not a curated record. The transcript has 6 exons. Gene Ontology annotation, molecular function: cytoskeletal motor activity. Bases 127 to 942 code for a protein of 271 amino acids.